Chelonoidis abingdonii (Abingdon island giant tortoise) is the source of this 2123-nucleotide messenger RNA. Lineage: Eukaryota; Metazoa; Chordata; Testudines; Testudinidae. The record is from RefSeq and is a predicted model, not a curated record.
AUGACUGUGGCGCUGCGGUGCACCGCGGACCAGCGACCCUCCACAGGUAUGAUCCGGCGCGUCAACGGAGGCCGGAAGAACAGCGGACUCAGGCAUAUGGUGCGCUUCAUGCGGAGCGCCUGCGCCCCUCCGUUGCAUGGGUUUCUCACAGGCACUUGCUGCAGGGAUCUUGCUGAUGUUCUCAAAGCCAGAGAGAGCCUGACAGAGCUGGACCUGGGUUAUAAUGAUCUGGGCAAUGCAGGAGUACGGCUGCUGUGUGAGGGACUAAAACACCCGACCUGCAAACUGCAGAAACUGGACUUGUGGGAUUGUGAGCUCACAGACGCUUGCUGUGGGGAUCUCGCCAAUGUUCUCAGCACCAACCAGAGCCUGACAGAGCUGAAGUUGUGUGCAAAUUCUCUGGGCAAUGCUGGAGUGCGGCUGCUGUGCAAGCGACUGACACACCCAAACUGUAAACUGCAGCGACUGGGGUUGCGGGAUUGUGAGCUCACAGGCACUUGCUGUGGGGAUCUCGCCGCUGUUCUCAGCACCAGCCAGAGCCUGAGAGAGCUGAAGCUGAGCGGUAAUAAUCUGGGCGAUGCUGGAAUGCUGCUGCUGUGCGAGGGACUAAACCACCCCAACUGCAAACUGGAGAAACUGGACUUGCGGGAUUGUGAGCUCACAAGUGCUUGCUGCGGGGAUCUCGCCGAUGUUCUCAGAGCCAGCCGGACCCUGACAGAGCUGAAGCUGAAUGGUAAUAAUCUGGGCAAUGCUGGAGUGCUGCUACUGUGCGAGGGACUGAAACACCCGAACUGCAAACUGUGGAGACUGGACUUGAGUUCUUGUUUUCUCACAGACACUUGCUGUGGGGAUCUUGCCACUGUUCUCAGAACGAACCAGAGCCUGACAGAGCUGGAUCUAGGUUAUAAUAAUCUGGGAGAUGCCGGUGUGAAGCUGCUGUGUGAGGGACUGAAACAAAACUGCAAAUUACAGAGUCUGAACUUGAGUUCUUGUUUUCUCACAGACACUUGCUGUGGGGAUCUUGCCACUGUUCUCAGAACGAACCAGAGCCUGACAGAGCUGGAUCUAGGUUAUAAUAAUCUGGGAGAUGCCGGUGUGAAGCUGCUGUGUGAGGGACUGAAACAAAACUGCAAAUUACAGAGUCUGAACUUGCGGAAAUCCUCUACGUGGGGGUGCGGUGUCACAGCUGCUGGCUGUGGAGAUCUCGCCGCUUUUCUCAAAACCAGACAGAACCUGACAAAGCUGUACCUGGAUAAUAAUGUUUCUCUGGGAGAUUCUGGAGUGCAGCUGCUGUGUGAGGGGCUGACACACCCAAACUGUAAAUUAGAGACUCUGGUGCUUCACUAUUGUGGUCUCACAGCUGCAUGUUGUGAGGAUCUCUCCUCUGUUCUCAGCACCAGCCAGACCCUGACAUUCCUAGGUUUAGGGGCGAACAGUCUGGAGGAUUUAGGAAUGCAGCGGCUGUGUGAGGGGCUGAAACAUCCAAACUGCAAACUACACACACUAGGAGUGGACUUCCACCAUCUAACUCCAGUAAUGCAGGCAGACCUGUAUGCAGUGAAAAAGAUAAAACCUGAUUUGAUCAUAACGAUGCAGCCGGAGGAAUGAGUGGGAGCCUGUGCACCAACACAGCUCUGGCCUGGCCGCCCUGCCACUAGCUGGCUCAGCAGCCAGGGAAAGGUGAAGACCUGGCUCACUUACUAUAGAUCCCACCAUCCCCAGGGACUCCAGCAUCAUAUUUCAGCAUCAGUGGCAGGGAGUUAAGUAGAGAUUCUCAGGCCCAACCCUCCUGUCUGAGGCAAGAAACUCAGAAGUAGAAGCUGGAUUUGCUCCAUGCUUGGUCUGACCUUAGAUGGGGGAGUUGAUUUGCAGGAUGGAGCAGGAGGAAGGAAGGGGGGCAGUGAAGGGGGCUGACCCAAGAACCAUCCUUGGAGCCAGUGGAUUCUGUUCCAAUAGCUCAGUCAUUAUUUGUUGUAUGUUUCUUCUCCUACCCAUCCCCCUCCCACAAUUUCACACAAUUCCCUGGCCAUUAAAGUCAACAUUCUGUGUCCAUCUACAGCAUUUGUUUAUGCCAGAUGGAUGUUUCUAUGUCAGUUUUGCUAGUGUCCAAUAAAGAUCAUGAA